Molecule: messenger RNA, 4325 nt
Organism: Oryzias latipes (Japanese medaka)
Lineage: Eukaryota; Metazoa; Chordata; Actinopteri; Beloniformes; Adrianichthyidae
Source: RefSeq, a predicted model, not a curated record
CCCACAGUGAUCCCGCCCACAGCCCCAAUGGGGCGGGCGGGGGGAGAAAGUGCUGCUUUGUGAAUGACGGGAGCGGUGGGUAACAGAAAACAAACUUUAUCAAGAAUUUUUUCGGGCACAGACGAUUUUUGACCAUCAGCUGAAAAGUUCAGAGAAGCAAAGAAGCCUGUUCCGACCCAGAAGCACCGAGGAAAACCAAGGCUGCCUGCUUGGGGAGGGUUAGGAAAGCCUGGAGGAUGUCUGUCAGGUUGAUCGUUGCCAUCUGUCUCUGCUUGUUGGUGGGAAUCAGUGGUGAGCCCUGCCUCAUCAUCAGUGAGAUCAAUGCAGACAAUCCAAGACUGGAUACUACAGAGUUUGUGGAGCUGUACCACACCAGUGGACAAAGGGCGUCACUGGACGGCUACACGCUUGUGUUCUAUAACGGCAACGGGAAUGUAGCCUACAAAGUCCUGGACCUCAAGGGCCACACCACAGAUGACAGAGGCUUCUUUCUGGUGGGCUCGGUGGACAUGGUGCCCAAACCAGCCAUCCUUCUGCCACCGAACACAGUCCAGAACGGCCCUGACGCCAUUGUCCUCUAUCACACCAGUGCUACUCGUUACAGUGAAAAGAUGAACGUCACUGCUGUUGGUCUGGUGGAUGCCGUCGUCUAUAUGACUCGACGCACAGGAGGCGCAGAGUUCCUUGCUGAAAUCCUGACCCCUGGGGAGCCUGCCUUCAUUGAGGACGAAGCAGCCCUGGAGGGGGAUGAGUCCAUUGAGAGAUGCCUGCUUUCUGAGGAUCAGUGGGGCUUUCAGGUGUUCUCACCCUCCCCAGGUCGCCGGAACAACUGCACCCCACCUGCCACACUGGCCACCUUUCCUCUGAUUACCGAGCUGAAGCUUGGGGGAGGGCAGGAAGACGGGUUUGUGGAAGUUACACAGCCCCCAGCUGCAGGUCCCAUUGUGUUGGUGGUGUGGGACGGGAAAACAGAUCGGGUCAGCGUCAGUGUGGAUCUGGACGCCUCCAGAAAUGGAUUUAUCACCGUAGCCGUUGACAAGAAAUACAUGAAAGGAGAUGAGUCUGGUGCCGUGGCCCUCUACAGCGGCAGAGCGACAGACUUCCCAGUGGGGUUUCCGCUAAGCCAGAGAGACUCUUUAGAUGCAUUUGUGUUUGCCGGACCUGGAGACAAGCCAAGUGCCAACCUCACAGAGACUCUCAUCCCAGGCAGGGAGCCAUACCAGCUUAGCAACAGUUUGAGAGAAGGAGGCUUCUAUCUCAGCCGGUGUGGCUUGGCAACCUGGACAAGAGAUCCUGGAGUCUUCUGGGAGGCACCACAAACGCUGGGUCAGCCUAACCACUGCCCAUGGCCAAAGAUCUGCCCCCACAGUACUGUGACUCCAGGUGGCACAGAUUCUCCGCCUCACCUUCCACCCUGGGGGAAUAGUGACUUCCUGAUCAAUGAGCUGAACACCGACACCCCUGGAGCUGCAGAAGAUGGAGAAUUCAUUGAGCUUUGGCACCCGUCUGGUCGAAGAGUCUCCUUGCAGGGGAUCUGGAUUUUGCUUUUCAGUGCACAUAACAACAAACCCUAUCACGAGAUCAGUCUGAGUGGACACUUCACCACAGCCAAAGGUUACUUCCUGAUGGGCAGCGACAGGCUGGCGCCUGCUCCGUCGCUCCGUCUGCCUCCCAACACCAUCCAGAAUGGCCCAGAUGCUGUGGCGAUCUACCGCAGUCCGCUUGGCCCGCCGUCUGCGAUGCAACGGGGGAUCCCCACGAAGGGCCUGCUGGAUGCUGUGGUGUAUCGGCAAAGGGGGUCAGAUAAGGAGGCGCAGGAGCUGAGCAAAGCUCUCACUCCAGGACAGUUGCCAUUGUUGGAAGAUCCAGAAGUUCUGCCUGGAGAUGAGGCGCUCAGCCGCUGCAGAGGCCUUUACCCCUUUGACCUGUCUGCUUUUUCAGUGGCCACACCCACCCCCCUGAGAGAAAACAGCUGCCCCCGCCCUCCUCCAGCUCCUAAAGGUGUUGUAAUAAAUGAGGUGUCAAGUGGCCACUGGACCAAUCACAGUCAUCAGAGGGCCUUUGUGGAGCUCCACGGGCCGCCCAUGACAGACCUGACAGGCUUGGUUCUGUCCGUGUUUGACCAGGAGCAUAGGGGCACGGUCAUUGCACUUCCCCUGACUGGGUCUCUCGACCAGAAUGGUUUCUAUAUUGUUGGAAAUGUCACUGGAGCAGAUCAGACUUUCCCAGAAGGCUCCAGUGUGCCAGCACGCGGGGCAGUGGUUCUGUGCUACGACCUGUUCAGCAUCUGCAGAGCUGGCAGUGCGCUGACCAACGUCAGCCUCAGGGAUGUGCUGCUGUUCAGUGAAAACCAGUGGCUGCUUUCUUCUCUUUCCACCACCAGGGGGAGACAAGUAUUGCCAGCUCUCAGGUCGGUGGAAAGGGGUCCCGUCUCACUCAGCAGGUGUUUAUGCUGCGAGAUCAGGAGCUCCUCCUCCUGGACGAGUUCGUCCCCCACACCAAGCCACACCAAUCUCUGUCCUAGCCCCGCCUUCUCAAGUCAAAUCGACCUUUGUCUCGGACCCCCGUUCUUCGAGCAGUCAGGAGAGUGUGGGGAAGUAUUUCACAGAAAAAGGAUGGCUGACGUGGCUCACUAUUUGGAGCAGAGGUGUCACUGUGGCAUUUCUGCAUUGUAUCUCCGAGGGGCUAACUUUUCCUGCAUGUCUGGUUGGCUGCGAGUGUGGGGGAACAUCCAGGCACACUCAGACCAUCAGAGGGCCCUCAUCAUUCAGGCGUUGCUCUCGAGCCCCGCUCCUUCUCAGGCAGACACCUGCUUUUCUCCCAUCACCGGCCACUACAUCGGCAAAACCUCAGCGCUGGGGUUGCAGAUAGGACUGAUAGUAGCGGUGCUCCUGCUGGUGGUACUAGGAGGUGCCCUGUUUACAUAUUUCUACAGGAGGAGACGUCCUCUGGACUACUCCACCAUGGAGCUGAGUGAACAUGCAGAGGGACUGUCUGAUCCAUAAUCUAGGCUUUAAAUCAGUCAGUUUGCUCCUGGAGGCACUUGUGUGCAGAGGCAUCAUAGAAAGGAAGCAGGGGACAUCAGAGGCUCGUUUGAAGUAUACACAAAUCAUUUUGAGGCUGUUCUGAAGUGAACACUGUCUUUUUCCGUCCUCGGUGGCUUGUGAAAGUGACUUCUAAUAGUUUAUUAACAGUUGUCAAGGGGCUCCAGUAUCAUCAAAUCACACAAUCUAAGAUAACACUGAUUUCAGCUGUCCUGAUAGUUGCUUGUUGGAACAUUUUAUUUUUUUUCUGAAUUUUAAGUCAUAAUUGUUCUCUACUGGCUUUAAUAAAUGCCUUUAAAUUUGAUCAGUUUCUUGCGGGAAACUCAGCUGGUACUGAAGUAUUUUAGUAUUAAGAUUAUUUGUUAUAAAGACAACAUUAAGUUCCAAAUGUAUUCUUUAAACUCUGCCCUGCCUGAUUAUCCUGCUAUGUUCUGCAACAGUGUAUUUUAAACUUCCUGUUUUUGUAACCACUUUUCUUGUGCUUAUUUUAAGCAUAUGUUUACAUUGUCCUAAAAGAAAAAAAUGUGCAAGACUAAUCAAGUAAUUUCUUAAAUGUUAGUUUUUGGAGAUAAAUGAUCGUUUUGUAUUCAGAGCUACUUUAUGUUGGUUUUAGGGAUGUGAAAACCUCAUGUGUGUUUUACUGCGUGUUAUUUUAUUAGCAAAUUUAAGAUCUCUUGUUUCCCUUCUCAUGAGGUGCACAAAAGUGAGUUGUGAAGUUUCUUCAACCUAUUAUUCAGCAAUGACCUACAUUACUGUAUGUUUAAUUAGAUCCUUUCAAAAAAUAAAAAAAAAUUUGUAAAAUUUUGACCAAAUUUGAGUUCAAACAGUCUUAGCCCUCUUUGACUUUAUUUUCUUUUUAUUUAAUGACAAGAGAUUUAUUUUUAUUCUUGAUUUUUCUAUCUGAGAUGCUACAUAAAAAAUAUUGGAUUAAAAAGGAAAAAGUGGGCCAUUUGUCAUAAAAUCUCCCAAAAUUUACUGCAUGGGUGAUUUAUUUGUCUGGACUGUUCACUCUGCAAACACUGCUUGAGAAUAUAUUGAGAAUAUCAGCCAUAAUAGUUUUGAAAUAUGACAUCCCUAUCAACAAAAAUUAGACCUUGUACAUGGUAUAAACUUAUAAAGUAGGUUCAGGUACACCCUGUUGAUUCAGUUAGCAACCAUGACCAUAAACCACUGAUGAUAAUUACAUCCUAAAACUAUGUGUAUCUUCAAAACAAAAAUUGUGUUGUGUUGAUUUUAUCUGACUGUGCUGCACAUGUACAAAUUAAACUCUUUUCAAGUUUC